UGUCUUAUACGUUGCCUCGUGUGUAACACGAUAGAGCAAAAAAACGUGCCGCGUGAUGUUUAGUAGAUCAUAACCAAAUACUUAUGUCAAUUUAGUACAGAUAAGUAGAAACUUAUUACUGUGUAAGAUAUCAAAGCCAACGCCGUUGAAAUAUUUGUGAUUUGUUUUCAUUCAAAAAUUAGUAUUGACGAUAACAAGUUUGUGCAUUAUCAACCGAAACUUACACUCAUAAUUUCAUGACAAAUAUAUUUUUAAAAAUAAAAAUAAAAUGAAGAAGCCAAUAGAAGCUAUAAUAGACAGUGUUAUAAUCGAACCAAAUAAAAUUCAACCCAUUAUUGUUCAUUUUCAAAAUGGUCAACUUAAAGAUGAAGAAACAAAUAAAAUGAAAUGUCAAUUGUACAAUGAUGAGGAUAAACAGAAAGUAGUUCUGGCAAUGACUAAUGGUCAAGUGGCUUAUAAAGGUCAUAGACCAGAUUUUAAAAAAGAACUAACUUAUACAAUGUUGGCAAUUCAUAAUAAAAAAACUGGAAAAGUUAGAUUAGUUCAAGCAGAACACUGGGAUGUAGCUCCUGUGUUAGACCAACUUACUAACAAUAACGAUGAUCAAAAUGUAGAUAAAAAUGCUGAGUUAAACAAAAAAUUUGGAUCUAAAAAAGUAAAAAGGCGAACAGAGCAGCAUGAAAAGAUGAAAGUCAAUGUUGAAGAUAUUAAAGAACAAUUGGAAAAAACUGUUCAAGAUAUUCAAAUUGACAAAGAAGAUUUAGAAAAUAAUGCCAAAGAUGAUUUGAUUGAUGGACAAAUUUUGCCACCUUGUAAUACAGAUGCCAAGCACGAGUCUGAAAUUUAUAAUAUUUAUGAUAUUGUUCCAAAGAAAAUUUUGAAAACUUUAUACAUUGCUUCAGUUGACAUUUCUGAAAGUGAUAUUGUAGACAAGCCAACAUUUUUCAUGAAAACUGUUGAAUAUGUUAAAACAGAUCCUAAAUCAGCAUUUAAAAUUGCAAUGUUGCUGUAUAUUGAAGCAAUAGCUAAUUGGUUAAAUAAACCUGUAAAAUCAGCAAAAUCUAAGGAUUUUAAUGUAUGUGAACAUUCUGCUGAUGUAAACUCUUAUGUUUUACAAAAUUACAGUAUUAAUAAUGGAAGACUCAAGCCCCUAACUAUGAGACACAAAGGGUUGAUACAUUGUAUAAUAUUAGGACUAAUAAUAUGGGAUUACAAAUUAGACAUAGAACAGUUUAAUACAAUGUUUACGUUACGAUUGGGUACUAAAAAACUAAUUGAAUUAGCUAGAUGUAUUCGUGCUGUGCCUGUCAAAGAUGAUAAAAAAAGUGUGGUUCUAAAAAUACCAGUACCUGAACCUGUUUCUAAAGUUAUUUCAAGAAAAAAGAAAUAAAAAUUAAUUAAAUUAA
Molecule: messenger RNA, 1406 nt
Organism: Trichogramma pretiosum
Lineage: Eukaryota; Metazoa; Arthropoda; Insecta; Hymenoptera; Trichogrammatidae
Exons: 5
Coding region: 269-1390 (373 amino acids)
Biological process (GO): transcription elongation by RNA polymerase I; RNA polymerase I preinitiation complex assembly; nucleolar large rRNA transcription by RNA polymerase I
Cellular component (GO): RNA polymerase I complex
Molecular function (GO): DNA binding
Source: RefSeq, a predicted model, not a curated record